Molecule: messenger RNA, 1475 nt
Organism: Euleptes europaea (tarantolino)
Lineage: Eukaryota; Metazoa; Chordata; Lepidosauria; Squamata; Sphaerodactylidae
Gene: TEKTL1
Product: tektin like 1
Exons: 7
Coding region: 1-1446 (481 amino acids)
Source: RefSeq, a predicted model, not a curated record
AUGGCAGCUGUGGCACCUCCUGCCCACCUGCUGAGGGGUCAGGUCGGCUCAGAAAAAUGGCACAAGGAAAACAGCGGAACCGUGCGGAAAGCCAACGAGCUGACGCAGUACUACGGGAAGGAAGCCCUCGACCUCUGGAGGCCCACCCGGGCCCCAGGCCAGCCCGAGGAGACACCCUACGAGUUGAAGCUGAGGAAGGACACCUGGAAAUUCAAGCUGGAUGUGUCGGCAAGCGGGGAGGUGAAGAGGAAGCCGCCCGAAGGACCCGGGGUGACCCUGUGGAAGAGCAAAAUCAAGCCUCCCCCGUGGGUCGGCAAGAUGGCCUUGCCCUGCUUCCGAGAUUUCUUCAACACCAAGAACAACGAAUUUAUGACUCAGUACGCCCGGGAGACCCGCCAGGUGGUGAGCCGCCUGCGCCAGGCCCUGAUCGAGAUCAACGAGCAGUUCAAAUCCCUGGUGCGCGAGAGAGAACGGCUCGACAACACACUGGCCAAGAUUCGCCAAACCCUCCUUACUAACAAGCAAACCCAAGCCAUCCGGGAGCACAGACCAAUGUUGGAGAAGGUACCUGACAAAGUGGACGCCUUGAUGAAAUGGGAGAAGAAGGAGUUACUAAGACAGAAGGUCAAGCUAGAGGGGGCGAUGGCCAUGUCAGAGGAUCACCUUAAGGCGUUAGGCACGUGUCGGCAAGCCCUGCAGACAGCAAGUGAUGAACGCAGUCGCGUGCUGGACCUGCUGCCGCAUCCCCUGCGCAUGGUUCUCCUAGGGGCUGGCCGUGACUCCUGGCUCGGGCUCAGCCGGCCCUCGUCCCCCUGGGUAGAGCGAAACGAGACACCCGUGUCGGACCCCAUCGGACCUUUCACACCAGACUGUUCGGCAGCUAUUGAUGAAGCGCGGCGCCUCACCUUUGUUUCCAAGGACGUGAUGCUGAAGGUGCACGAAGCUAUCAAAGAGGCACAGGACACCCGCAACACAGCCCACAACACCAUCGAGAACAGCUUGCAAGGCAAGAGGGACGAGACUCUCUGUCACAAGGAACGGCUAGACAUGGCCUUGGGAGGAACACGCGGCACCCUGCACCGCUGCCAGCGUUUCAUGCACGAGAUGGCGAUCAGCCGAGGAAUGAUCCUGGGCCCUGACAGUAUGAAGUACUUGGAGACACGGGAGAAGCUGACACGGCCGAUGGUGCAGGUGUACCAAAGACACGUGGGGACGCAGCUCCCCGAAGCUGCAAUCCUCAACCAGUCCACCGCACAGUUAGAUCGCUCCAUAGUGGAUACAGCCAAGAACAUUCAGAACCUCAACAACACCAGGUGUUACCUGCAGCAACGCAUUCACGACAAGGAGACUGGCUACCAUGUGGAUGGCAGCAUCAAACGCCUGCGGCAGCGCCGCAUUCACCCCCGCACCUGCCUGAAAGAGGCUCUUGAUCUAGUCUGCUCCUAGGAAGCUCAACAAAUACAUGUAGAAAUCAA